Messenger RNA from Eucalyptus grandis, 1028 nucleotides. RefSeq lists its product as uncharacterized. Bases 219 to 707 code for a protein of 162 amino acids. Lineage: Eukaryota; Viridiplantae; Streptophyta; Magnoliopsida; Myrtales; Myrtaceae. The transcript has 5 exons. The record is from RefSeq and is a predicted model, not a curated record.
UGACCUGGACCGCCUUCCACGCCAUUGAGCCAACCAAAAGCGAAGCCCUCUUCUCUCUCUCUCUCCCUCUCUCUCCCUUCAAGAAGUCCUCCUCGUUGCGCUCUCUGUCGCGCUGUCCCUCUUCCUCGGCUGCGACGAGACACCGAGAUUUGCUCCUCAUCUCUCUCUCUCUCUCUCUCUCUCUCGCUCGCUCGCAGUGGGAAUAGCGAGGAAGGGAAAUGGGUUUCUUCUCGUUCCUCGGAAGGGUCCUCUUCGCGUCCUUCUUCCUCCUCUCCGCAUGGCAGAUGUACAAUGAGUUCGCUGUCGAUGGGGGUGCUGCAGCAGCUAAGGAGUUGCGCCCUAAGUUAAGUGUUGCCUUGCAGCAUCUGUCCUCCAAAUUGGGAGUUGCAACGCCUGAUGUUGAUGAUUUCAUGCAGACUAGACACGUGGUCGCAUCGAUCUACAUUCUUAAAGGCCUCGGAGGCAUUCUGUUCGUGUUCGGUAGUUCCUUUGGGGCUUAUCUCCUGCUUCUUGAAUUGGCGCUCACAACUCCAAUUCUCUAUGACUUCUACAACUAUGACCCCAGCAAGCCCGAGUUCGAGAGUCUUCUUAACGACUUCACACGGAACAUGGCAUUUUUCGGUGCCCUUCUGUUCUUCGUAGGGAUGAAGAAUUCGCUUCCGAGGAGGCAACUCAAGAAGAAGAGCCCCAAAGCAAAGGCAAAUUAGAAGCGGAGGCGCAGUGUACGGUGUUGAGAACUCACAAGUUAGAGGGGGGUCUUCAUUUGGGUGGUGGGGUUUUGAGUUCGUAAGUUAUGAUGGCAUCUCUUGCAGCAUCCCCAGGUUAUGAACGAUUUUCAGGCUACUUUUCUUCGGUACACAUUGCUGGGAUUUUUCGACUCCAAAGGUUAUUAGGAUGAUUCCCGAGUGACGGGAGCGAUGAUAUUUUGUCAUUUUGUUUUAAGUUGGUUGGUUCACGAAGGUUUACUCUCGAAAGAGUUUGAAUUUAUCAUUAGAUGUUCAGGAUUCUUAAAAGCCUCUCCUUUUAUU